This is a messenger RNA of Macrobrachium nipponense, 1013 nucleotides long. RefSeq names its product RWD domain-containing protein 1-like. NCBI's taxonomy places the organism in Eukaryota, Metazoa, Arthropoda, Malacostraca, Decapoda, Palaemonidae. Gene Ontology annotation, molecular function: protein binding. Gene Ontology annotation, biological process: cytoplasmic translation. The record is from RefSeq and is a predicted model, not a curated record.
GUAUGGCUUUCAUUCUCUUUUGGCAGGAGGUAGUAGCCUAGAAGGAUAAUGUCCACGAGUCUUGGUGUUUGCGCCUACUGAAAGUCUUUUUAUAACUGCAUGAAUUUAACAGCCAAAUAUCACCAUGACUGAUUACAAAGAAGAGCAGACAAAUGAAAUUGAGGCUCUCGAGUCCAUAUAUCCAGAUGAAUUUGAAAUUCUUGAAACAGAUCCUCACCACAAAUUCAAGAUUAGUGUGAAGUCGGAAGGCUCUGAGCCAUAUGCAGAAUUACAUGUAGAUCCCGCUGAAAUCACCUUACUCUUCGAAUAUACAUCAACGUAUCCUGAUGAACCUCCAGUUAUGGAGAUUCUUCCAAUUGAAAAUAUAGAAGAUGAAGAGCUUGAAGGUCUAAGAACAGAUUUGUUGGCACAGUGUGAAGAAAAUCUUGGAAUGGUAAUGGUCUUCACAUUGGUAUCAUACUCAUUGGAGUGGCUUACAAAUCACAUGGAGAGUAUAGCACGGUCUGCCAAGGAAGAGCUAGAACGGAAAAAAUUGGAGCAAGAAGAAGCAGAAAGGAAAAAGUUUGAGGGUACAAGAGUAUCUGUGGAAACAUUCCUUGCAUGGACCAAAUUUGAUGCUGAAAUGGCAGCUUUACGUUGUGAUGACAAAGAUGUGAAAAAAGUAAAAAAGCUAACUGGCCGAGAGCUUUUCAUGAGAGAUAAGACAUUAAAUGAAUCCGACUUGAGUUUCUUGGGUGAAGGAGAAUCAGAGGUAACUGUAGAUGAAAGCUUAUUCCAAGAUUUAGAUGACUUGGAUUUAGAAGAUGAUGACGAUGCUGAUGAAGAUUAUGUACCAGGAAUGGAAGAGGAACUUUCAGACUAGUUAUAAACAUCAUUUAUUUUUAUCAUUAUCUGAUUUAUUCUUGAUGCCCAUAUUUUUGUUAAUGACAGAAAUAGUGACUUACUCUUGAUGCCCAUAUUUUUGUUAAUGACAGAAAUAGUGACUUAAGUAGGUUGUAUUUCAUUUGACUAUU